UAAAUCAGCUAAGAUUAAUGACGUGAUUGGUAUAUUCAGUCGGUAUAUAUAUAACAAUUUUAUUAGUUCUCUACCAUAUUCCCCUCAAGGAGUCUCUUUAUAUGAAGGAUUUUUUUUUCUAAAAAGGUACAUAUUUAAAGAAUGAAUUCCAAGGAAGAAGUGAAAUGCAGAAAGAAGAGGAUCCCCCUCAGCAACACAGAAAUCUGGCUCAUUGCCUUUUUGGUUAUGUUUAUAUGUAUUUGUAUUGGAUUAAUUGUAUUCGCAUGGAUUAUGUUAAAGGACCAACCUGCAGAUUAUGUCACAUGUGAUCCUGGAGAUAGCUACAAUGUAAGUGGAUCAUUCAAAAUAGUGUCUGGUGCAGCAUAUACAUCCAGCAUGCAAAAUCGGAACUCAUCAGACUUCAAAAUCCUUGCAUUCGACAUGCAACAGCUGAUUUAUGAAGUAUUUUUAGGAGGUCAGCUAAUGCGUGAAUUUAAGACAGCAGAAAUUUUGGAAUUGAGGGAUGGCAGUGUUGUUGUUGUUUUCAUUCUGCAUUUUACACAAGGGAUACCCGCCGAAGAUAUCCAGAGUGAACUUGUUCUUGGGAUUGAGGGAAAUCAUUCUGAGCUCACAAAGACAUUUGUAAUUGAUACAAACAGUGUAAUAAUAACAGAUGUUCUUCCAGCUACAACAUCAAGACCCAGCACAACUGCAGCUGCAGUGCAGUGUGAAGCCUUUCAGAAGAUUUGUGCAGAUUUUGUGACUUGCAUACAAGAGGACCUGUUUUGUGAUGGAGUGGCUGAUUGCCCGGAUGGCUCAGAUGAACACAGCAAAACCUGUGAAACCGCGUGUGAUGGUCAAUUUUUAUUAUAUGGGAGUUCUGGAAGUUUUCAUUCACAAAAUUUCCCACAGCUCUAUGAGUCAGACCUUUUCUGUCGCUGGAUAAUAAGUGUUAAUGAUGGUUUCAGCAUUAAAAUCAACUUCACGUCAUUUGAAACAGAAAUAUUUUCAGAUGUUUUAAAUAUCUAUGAAGGGAUUGGACCAAACAAGAUUUUAAGAGCAUCACUUUCGGGAACAGCGCCUGGUACCGUACGGAUAUUUUCAAAUCAGGCAACAGUUGAGUUUGCAACAGAUUAUAUUUUAAACCAUAAAGGUUUUGAAGCAAUUUACACAAUAUUUAAUGAGAGCACUGUCACAAAUGAAGAAAAAAUUGACUGCAACUUUGAAGACGGGUUAUGUUUCUGGGUUCAAGAUAUUAAGGAUGAUGCUGAAUGGGAAAGAGUUAAUGGGCCAACAUUUCCGCCAAUGUCUGGACCCGAUAAUGACCAUACAAUUGGAAACGAGUCUGGUUACUACUUAUCAACACCAACUGGACCAGGAAUCCGUCAAAGAGUUCGACUCCUUAGUCUUCCCUUAGUGCCGAGAUCAGAACCAUCGUGUCUCAGUUUUUGGUAUCACAUGUAUGGCACCAAUGUUUUCCGUUUAAGUGUUCUUGUUAUUUUUGCAAAUGACUCAGAGGAAGUAAUGUUUCAGAAGGAAGGAAAUUACGGGCAAAAUUGGAAUCAUGGUCAGGUGACGUUAAAUGAAACCUCCGAAAUAGUGGUUGCUUUUGAUGCUAUUAGGAAUCAAGGCUUCAGUGACAUAGCAAUAGACGACAUUGGACUGCUUAUUGGAAGCUGUAAUGAAAGUGCUUAUCCAGAACCAACUCGUGUCCCCACUCUUCCCACGACUACAACAGCUCCCACAGAUUGUGGUGGACCUGUUGAACUAUGGGAACCAAACAAUACAUUCAGUUCUUUGAACUAUCCUGAGAACUAUCCAAACCGAGCUUCAUGUGUAUGGUACCUGAAUGCUGCUAUAGGAAAAAAUAUUCAGCUUCAUUUCCAAGAUUUUAUCCUAGAAAACAUCUAUGAUGUUGUUGAAGUUAGAGACGGAAGAGGCGGAAAUUCAUUGUUGCUUGCUGUUUACACAGGAAGUAAUCCAGUAGAGGACGUCUUCUCUACAACCAAUGAAAUGACAGUUUAUUUCACUUCUGAUUCGUCUACAACGGCCAAAGGAUUUUUGGCAAACUUUACUACAGGCUAUGGGCUUGGUAUGCCAGAGCCGUGCAACAUAACAGCAUUUCAGUGUGGAAGUGGGGAGUGUGUGCCGAUUACCAGUGUCUGCGAUAAACACCAAGACUGCAAGGACGGUUCAGAUGAAACAAAAUGCGUUCGUCUCUCCAAUGGAAGCUCCGAUGGUCUGGUUCAGUUCCGCCUUCAAGACGAGUGGUACACAGCAUGUGCAGACCACUGGACUGAAGAGCUUUCUAAUAAUACAUGCUACCAAUUAGGACUAGGGAGUGCGAAUACAACGUCAUCUGUACCAUCAGGAGGAAAUGGAUCAUUUGUUAUAGUAGUUCAAGCAGAGGAUGGAAGCUGGAACCUUCAGCCAAGCGACCAGUGUGGCAGCCAGUCCGUUAUUCACAUUCAGUGCAAUUAUAGAGAAUGCGGGGAGCGACUUUUAGACAAUGAGAAUUCCAAGAUAGUGGGUGGAACUGAUGCAGCUUUAGGAGCAUGGCCGUGGAUCGUCUCCCUGUAUUACAAUAACAGACAGACGUGUGGGGCAUCUCUUAUGAACGAAGAAUGGCUCGUAUCAGCCGCACAUUGUGUCUAUGGAAGGAACCUUAUACCGUCAUUGUGGAAAGCUGUGCUCGGACUACACGAUAGCCUGAAUGUGACAAGUCCAACGACGGUAACGCUGGUGAUUGAUCAAAUUGUCAUAAACCCGCACUAUAACAGGAGAACAAAAGACAGUGAUAUAGUGAUGAUGCAUCUACAGUUUAAAGUCAAUUAUACGGAUUAUAUACAGCCAAUAUGUCUACCAGAAAGUCACCAGGAGUUCCCGUCUGGAAUGAACUGUUCGAUUGCAGGUUGGGGUAGAAUUCAAAGUCAAGGUCCCAUUCCAAACAUAUUACAAGAAGCAGAGGUGCCUCUUAUAUCUAAUGAGAAAUGCCAAGUACAAAUGCCCGAAUACAACAUUACUCGGAAUAUGAUAUGCGGUGGUUAUGAUCACGGAGGAAUAGACACAUGUCAGGGCGAUUCUGGGGGCCCCCUGAUGUGUCUCCUGAAUGAGAGAUGGGUUUUAGUAGGAGUGACCUCAUUUGGAUAUGGAUGCGCACAACCAAAUCGCCCUGGAGUUUAUGUCCGAGUCGAACAGUUUACUCAAUGGAUUCAAAACAUUCUAAACUGAAGAAAUUGUCAAAUGGCGGUCUACUGGGUGUUCUUGGAGUUUUACUGUAAAUAAUGAAUGAAUAUGUGUUGAUGAUGUUUUAAAAUACCAGUGUUAGGUCAAUCAGUCUUAAGUUGUUUGUCAUAAUUACACAGAGUGCUUUUUUAAUUCAUACAAAAAUUGUAUCUCACUGCUUGCGAAAAACCAACGAAACACUUUAUUAAAUGUG
Molecule: messenger RNA, 3418 nt
Organism: Spea bombifrons (plains spadefoot toad)
Lineage: Eukaryota; Metazoa; Chordata; Amphibia; Anura; Pelobatidae
Gene: TMPRSS15
Product: transmembrane serine protease 15
Exons: 25
Coding region: 142-3210 (1022 amino acids)
Biological process (GO): proteolysis
Cellular component (GO): membrane
Molecular function (GO): protein binding; serine-type endopeptidase activity
Source: RefSeq, a predicted model, not a curated record